Cylicostephanus goldi is the source of this 519-nucleotide messenger RNA. Lineage: Eukaryota; Metazoa; Nematoda; Chromadorea; Rhabditida; Strongylidae. The record is from the annotation of a GenBank genome assembly.
AUGCUUAGACUUCGACUGUCGAUAACAAUUGAGUUGAUACUUCUGUUGUUGACUCUGACCAGUGGUAAUAAAUGUCACAUCCCCAUUCGUAAACAGUGCUGGUUCAUUGCAGCAAUUGUGGCAAAGAGUCUCACGGAGUUAGUGUGUCAAAUAAAUCCUCGCCACUGCCGGCCGCAGAAAACACAACAUGACAAGGAAAGCGUAGGUUUCAGCAAAUUCCUACCAUCUGCACCUCAUCUAGCCUCGCCAAGUGCUGCAGAGUUUGCAAGAUGGCAGAAUUACGAAAAGGGCGAAGCGGGUACGGGGAUCACACCAGAUUCUGGACCUGGUUUCGGUCCAGGUCUCGGUAAUGUUAACAUCGCAACGGGUGUUGGUGUCCAAACCCCCGUUGGAGGACUUGGAAUUCGCCGAGAUUUUGAUCUAGCUUUUGGCGGAUCCGGGCGAAGUGGUGGGCGGAGUUUUGGAUUUGGAAAUGGACAUCAGCGAGAUAUUGGCUCUGCGCCAUGGGCUUGGCCAUAA